Molecule: messenger RNA, 1371 nt
Organism: Gaeumannomyces tritici R3-111a-1
Lineage: Eukaryota; Fungi; Ascomycota; Sordariomycetes; Magnaporthales; Magnaporthaceae
Product: proteasome subunit beta type-2
Exons: 4
Coding region: 357-968 (203 amino acids)
Biological process (GO): proteasomal protein catabolic process
Cellular component (GO): nucleus; proteasome core complex, beta-subunit complex; cytosol
Molecular function (GO): peptidase activity
Source: RefSeq, a predicted model, not a curated record
CUUUUUUUCUCCCUGUCCCAUCGGCAAGGUGGGAUGGUCCAUUUGGCAGAGACCAAUUGGAGGUGGGGCUCUCUUUCCGAUUAGUCUGGUGCGUUUUUGCGGCAACAACACCUGGGAGCGGAAUAACCGGGCUUUCUCAGCGGCCAAGGCUCCACUAAAGUUGUUCCGACAGGCUGUAGCUGAGUGCGCGUCAGUCCAGCCCAGGUUGCUGCCGCCCGCUCAUAGUGCUGGGCCCACCAGUUGCAGCUUAGGUGGGAGCUCCGUCAAGGUCCCGGGCACGAUACUCGCGAGAGCUUCAGAGACGGAACGAAGCCACCCAACACCACACCCUGCAGCAUCGCCAACCGCUAUUCACAAUGGAGGUCCUACUGGGUAUCACGGGCAAGGACUUCACCUUGAUCGCGGCCUCCAAGGCCGCGAUGCGGGGAGCCACGAUCCUGAAGGCGUCGGACGACAAGACGAGGCAGCUGAACAAGCACACCCUGAUCGCCUUCUCGGGCGAGCCGGGCGAUACAAUCCAGUUCGCCGAAUACAUCCAGGCAAACGCGAAGCUCUACUCGAUGCGCAAUGAGACUGACCUGUCGCCCUCGGCCCUGGCACACUUCGUCCGGGGCGAGUUGGCGUCAAGCCUCCGAUCGCGCAAGCCAUACACCGUCAAUCUGCUCCUGGGCGGCGUCGAUCCCAUCACCCACAAGCCGAGCCUCUACUGGCUAGACUACCUCGCGGCCCUCGCACCGGUCCCGUAUGCGGCACAUGGUUACGCCCAGUACUAUUGCCUGUCGAUUCUCGACAAGCACCACCACCCCGAUAUCACCCUCCACCAGGGUAUCAAGAUUCUCAACAUGUGCACGGACGAGCUCAAGAGGAGGUUGCCCAUCGACUUCAAGGGCAUGGUUGUCAAGGCGGUGACCAAGGACGGCAUAAUCGAUAUCGAGUUUGAUGACGACAAGGUGGUUCACAGUGCCUGAGGAAAAUUAAGAAAAUGAUGAACAAGAUACCUCUCGGUCGUGCCACGCUCACGUUUCCUCCUCGCCUCGCCAUGGGCCUCGUUUGGGAUGCAUGCACGUUUGUAUUAUUAGACCGGGCGCAAGGUGCUAUCGAUGGACAUUUGGCAAGAAAACGACAUGUCAUGGGAGAAAGUGGGCAACGGCGGACAUUCGAUCUCAAGGAGCGUGAUCGCGUGUGACGUUUGGGCCUUGCCAGAACAUCACUGGGCGCAAGUCAGGCGCCGCGGCAAACAGCAACGCCUAAGCGUUCAGGCCGCACUAGGAAGGCUGGCCGACUGCUACAGGCCUCACUGACUCAAAGCGCAGUAAACCCGACAUGUGAGGUUUCACCAUAUGUGAUGUGAGAAUCGAGAAUGCGUGUGCC